This is a messenger RNA of Penicillium angulare, 771 nucleotides long. RefSeq names its product Enoyl-CoA hydratase AKT3-1. The transcript has 4 exons. Bases 1 to 771 code for a protein of 256 amino acids. The record is from RefSeq and is a predicted model, not a curated record. Lineage: Eukaryota; Fungi; Ascomycota; Eurotiomycetes; Eurotiales; Aspergillaceae.
AUGACCUCCGCAUCAAUCGACCUCCCAGCCUCAUACGAGAGUCUGAAUCUAACACACAUCAAAAUAAGCCACCACCCCACCGGUACACAGGCAGUAACACCGGUAGUAAUAAUCACCUUGAACAGACCAGAGAAACACAAUGCCUUCACACCCCAGAUGGCAGAUAGUCUUACAACAGCAUACAAAAUGAUCCAUAUCGAUCCACGCGUGAAAGUAGUCGUCCUCACCGGAGCAGGAAAGAUGUUCUGCGCUGGAUCAGAUCUGGAUGUUGGAUUUGGGGAUGGAAAAGGGAAAGCAGGUGACUUUCGAGAUAUCGGAGGACGAGUCGCACUCGCAAUGCAUAGAUACCACAAACCCACCAUUGCAGCGAUGAAUGGGUCUGCCGUUGGUGUAGGAAUGACAAUGACCCUACCAGCAGCUAUACGCCGAAAACAUGGCAGAAAACGUCAGUCUGCUAGCAUCUUCCAUGAGCAGGGCUCUAAUGUGGCAGUGUCCCGAGUCUCCCGAGGCGGCACAUCUAUUGGAGUCAAGAGUAUUUCACCAUAUGAUUGGACAACGUGCCGAGAGAGUCAAACAUGGCGAAUGGCAAAUGGCAAAUUACUGACGUCACAUAGAGACUACAAAGAGGGGGUGAAUUCGUUUCUGGAGAAGCGGAGGCCUUGUUUUGAAUCGGAUCCUGCGGUGAUGAGUUCACCUAAUUAUCCAUGGUGGUCUGAGGUUGCGAUCGCUCGAGAGCCGAUGGCAUCCUCGAACUCUAAGUCUAAGCUGUGA